Messenger RNA from Varroa destructor (honeybee mite), 7501 nucleotides. RefSeq names its product oxysterol-binding protein-related protein 3-like. Gene Ontology annotation, molecular function: cholesterol binding. The record is from RefSeq and is a predicted model, not a curated record. NCBI's taxonomy places the organism in Eukaryota, Metazoa, Arthropoda, Arachnida, Mesostigmata, Varroidae. Gene Ontology annotation, cellular component: plasma membrane; cytosol; perinuclear endoplasmic reticulum.
AUCUUGACAUGUCAUCGUUGCCUCUCGUCACCAAUGUUCGGCGGUUGACGAAUAUAACAGAUUAAAACGGUAGUCGAGCGCUUCUUUUGUAUGUCCAGCGGCUGUUAUCAUAAGCAGUCAGCAAAGUUGGUGGUAGUCGGUAUCGUGAUGCCGGCGACAUUGUUCAGUCAGAAGGUGCGGGUCCUUAUUCUGGCGGGUUGCCGGGCAAAUGCCGACUACGCAGCGAGGGUCGUAUCGUGUCGUUGGAGCUGACUUGAAGGAAAGUCGGUUUCUAGUCAAAAAAGGUGCGACUGACUCUGUUGACAUCGAUUAUGCUUCCGUGCUAAAAGAGGGACCGGCUACUGCUGCGUCGACGUUGUGAUGCAAGGAACACCUUUUGCGCUGUACGAUAUAGUCAGCAGCGAACUGCCAAGAGUUAUUGUGCGGGCGGCAAUGCGUUAUGAAGAUGCUUGUAUGGUCCACUGUAAAGGGCACAUGGUGGAAUAAUUUCAAGUGCAUGAUAAGGGCAAUGCAUGGCUUAGAGUGCAGCAGUGUUUAAUGCUCAGGGUGCAGAUUUCGCGCUCGCUCGAUAUUUUUUUAGCUAAACUGGAUUUGCCCGGUCGCAAUUACAAAUCAUCGAACUGGGCCAGCCCUAUAAUGCUGACUCUUGGACUUCCGGCGAGCCCCACAUUUCGAGUGUUUCUGAAGGCUGGAACAGUAACCAAUUAUCGAACUCGCAUCGCAAAAACCGAUCGUACUACUAGAUUACUUACACAAAGCGUGUUUCGAUGCGCUUGCCAUUCGCAAACUGUCACUACAAUGUUGCUGCAUACACAAAUCGGCCUUGAUAACAAGCCAGAUAUUUUGGUCGCCGUCGCAGGUCUAGCUCCCGCUCGCCAGAGAAGCGUUAUGUUUCGCUGUUUCACGAAGAUCAACGGCAAAAACAAAACCCAUUGGGUUACUAUCAUCGGGUCAGCACCGCAGAAAAUACCUAGCCAGCUUUGCGUCUGUGCAUUGUUGUUUGUCGAUCCAGACCUUCCCGUUAUCCUGCGACCAAACGGGUCCAUUUCCAUCAUUCCUGUCGUUGCUGUCGGUUGUUUGUUGCGUGGAUUCUCCACCCUGUUGCAAUUGCUGCCGGUUCUGCUGACGUCUCUCUGCACCGGACUCAUCUUAGCUGAUGGUGGUAGCAAUACUGAUUGCGGGCCGACGCACUCGUGGUUACGAUAUCUGAUUGCAUCUAUAGUCGCUAGAUAAAUACGUUCGAGGCAUGUUGCCCAAUAUCUGGCUCUCGCUUUGUUCUUGAGUAAUCCCCCUGCGUGCGCAGUUGGCUUGUUAGUGUGUCUCUGUGCCAUGGAAUAGUAACAUUAUUCGCACUCACUUUACUGUUGGUUGUAACCAAGAAAGUGCUUUCCUUUUAUUGCCCCUAAGAAGGAGAUUUUCCUCAUCACACUACCUAAAAAGCUUUGUCACCGCCUGCAAAUCAUUCAGGUUAUUACAACAACAACUGUUAUAAGGACAAGCAAUUCCCAAUUACUCGGGCAGAACGCUGAUAACUCCUAGGUUAAUCAGAUUUGUUCAUUAGUUGUACUGAAUUGGUGCCAACCAAUGGUCGAUAUAUCUGGCGGGCGACUACAUGGGUAUAUAGAUGCCUGUCCGUGUUCUACAGCAACGCAGUGUCGCGUGCACCGAAACAUAUGUAACGUGUUAUCGUCAACAGUCAUUCAAGAAAGCUAACGAUCUUCAACGAGCAAAUAAGGGGCUGCUGUUGCAGUUUACGGAAAUGCCCGUUUUUGAUGUCCUGGCGCCCGUUGUGCCCAUCUGAAACGCAACUGACAAACCGAGCUGAAGGAGUCGCCCGAACGAAACCUUUCCCGAACUGCUCAGAUAUAAUGAGCCCCGGGGACGGCCGUACGACCCCACCACUAUCGGUGGGAACGGGGUCUACUGUAACAGGCUCUGUAGGAGCGGCCAUGCUAUCCGGUCCAGGCCCCUCUAAGGCUAUACAGAAGAAGCUUCAAAAAGCGUAUAAAGAUGAUGAAUGGGAGGUGAUGCGUGGUCUGAAACCUGGAGAAACGGUUCCAAAGGAGCGGCCAUCAAAACAUGAAGGAUACAUAAUGAAAAGACGAAAAUGGCCACUUAAAGGUUGGCACCGUCGCUUCUUUUUCCUGGAGAAUGGAAUCCUUUCGUAUGCAAAAAACUCCAGCGAGAUGGCUCGUGGAAGAAGUCACGGUCAGAUCGACCUGGCUAUUGCAUUUAUAUCAUAUAAAUCAAAAGAUCUGCGAAUCGAUAUUGACGCCGACGAAUUCAUUUACCAUCUUAAGCUCAAAGAUCACGGUUCGUUUGAUAAAUGGAUCGAGUCUAUUUCUGCGCAUCGGCGGUACAAGCAGCAAGAACUGGCAAAAUACGACACCGCGAGUCCAAGGUCAUCAACAGCUGCUUCGACUGACCAGCGCGUGUUGGCAUGGGUUCUGAAUACACCCGCCCCAACUAGUGUUUCCGAUCGGCUCAUUUCCCUUUCCAAGCAGCUGGCCAAUCUUGAGGACAGCGUGCAUAGCUUCACGGUGCGACCGCCCCCGCGCAAGAAGCCGCCGCGGAGGCAGCGACGCGAUGACGAUGCUAACGGGGGGGGUCCAGCUAGCGAGGACGGCGGGGGCGGCAGCGGCAAAGAUGUCGCAUCAACAGCUUUACAAGAGGCUUAUCAGGGAUCAGCUGGUGGAGCUGGUUCGUUGGCCCAGGCUCCCCAUAGUCCCGGCGCUGUUUUAUCGCAGUCACAGCAGGACCAAUUGCCGCAUCAUCUCCCUCCUAAGGAGGAAUACGAUCAUAUGAGCGAGAUGAGCGUGGCUUUGCCGAGCUGCGGCUCUAGCUUAGGAGGAGCUACGGCAGUAAUAGCUGUUUCUGACUGUUGCACACAUGCAGCCGUGAUGUCGAAUGAGAAUACCCAAGCGGCUCAGGACUUCAUUGACAGCGCGCGUCACCUAUUGACAGAUCUCCAGGCUUUGGCGGGGCAGCUUGAAUCUCAGCAGCGGCGUGCAUCACUUCAACGAGUGUCUCCCGAGGCAGAUGUCCUUCGUAGUACGCUGAAUGCCUAUCAACGACAGAAUAUAGAACUCAAAGAAAGACUGGCAAAAAUUCGCGCGAUUGUGGGCACUACCGACUCGGAUCCAGCUUUAGACAUAGUCAGUUCAGAAGAACCGCAAGAAACAACCGCGGCAGCUGUCCAGCCAGUGACGCCCACACAAGUUACGGUUCCGAUUUCUAUGACCCCUGCUAGUGCAGUUCGUCGUCUGGUCCAUGAGAGUAGCCAUGAAACGUCGAGUCUGCUCUCGACGACCGAGUUCUACGACGCUGCAGAGCAGCUCAGCGUCUGCGCGUCAUCGUCUGAGGGAUCAUUCUGCUCUGAAGGGGACACCGAAGGUGAAGCUUCGGACGACGGAACAGAGUACAAUGCCCCAACGCGCGGUGUAGCUAAUGGAGGGCUUGCAGGCGGAAUAGUGGACAGCUUAACAACUCGUCGCACGAAAUUGCCGGCUGUUAAGCCGCCAAAUAGCGAUAACGGGUUAUGGUCGCUACUAUACAAGAACAUCGGCAAGGAUUUGUCGAAGGUGUCAAUGCCUGUAACGAUCAAUGAGCCGCUCAAUAUGCUGCAGCGGCUAUGCGAAGAGCUCGAGUAUAGCGAAUUGAUUGAUAAGGCAGCUGAAACGAAGGAUGCACUUGAACGAAUGGUGCACAUCGCUGCGUUCGCCGUAUCGGGCUAUGCGUCCAGUUAUUAUCGAGCAGGCCAUAAACCUUUCAAUCCGCUUCUCGGAGAGACUUACGAAUGCAUCAGGGAGGACAAGGGCUUCCGUUUUAUUGCCGAACAGGUACAGCAUCAUCCGCCUGUUUCGGCCUGUUUUGCGGACGGGGGCAACUUUACGUUUUGGCAAGACAUACGAAUGAAGACAAAAUUCUGGGGAAAAUCAAUGGAGAUAAUGCCCGUGGGCAAGGUCCAUCUGCAGGUAGCCGAUUCGCACUAUGUAUGGAACAAAGUGACCACAUGCGUACACAAUCUGUUUUCCAACAAUCAGCGCUGGGCCGAUCAGUACGGCGAAAUGAAGAUCGAAGAUAUCACUCACAAAAUUACAUGCAAGCUCACGUUUGUCAAGGCAUCGUAUUGGUCAGACAAAAAGCACGAGGUCUAUGGUUCAGUUUUGGAUGGCUUGAAAAAUCCAGUUCACCACUUAAUGGGCAAAUGGACGGAAGGUAUCUACUGCGGGCCAGUAGCGUCCACGGCCCGUUGCGUUUGGCGACCUGGGCAGAUGCCGGAGGAUUAUGAGCUCUAUUAUGGGUUUUCUCGUUUUGCCAUGCAACUCAACGAGCUACAGCCCGGCCAAGAAUUGAUUCUGCCACCGACCGAUACGCGUUUUAGGCCUGACCAGAGGUUACUCGAAAACGGCGAUAUAGAUGGAGCAGAAGCAAUGAAAGCCCGGCUGGAACAAUCACAGAGAGAACGUAGAAAAAUACGAGAGGAGCGUGGUGAGGAAUACUACCCAAUGUGGUUCAGGAAGGUAUUUGACGCAAACGGGGAAGAAAAUUGGGUGUACAACAAUCGCUACUGGGAGACGAGGGAGAAUCCUGGUUUCAAAAAUCAUCAUUUCUCCGAAGAUAUAUGGGCAAUCGAUAGAUAAAGUAACAACGCUCCAAAACAAACGAGCUAACCUCAGGCCGGAAAUUAGCUCAUUCUUAUGCACGCCUUGCAGCGAUGACUGCGAUCGGAGAGGCGGCGAUCUAAAGCAAUGAAAAAAGUAAAAAAAUUAGAAAUAAUUCCUUUUGGGCGGUAGGAAGCGCUGCAGUGCACUAUAGUUAUUCAACUUAUACGCCAUCAUUCUGUAUCGGGCACAUAUAACAAUCAUUCUAAUUGCUACUUGAGUCCGUUACUCGAUUUAUCUGCACUAAUCAUAAAUAGCAGAUUUAUAACUAGCUCAAGAUUAUGUAGUAGCACGCUGGCGUUUUUUUAUAGCGGUCUGCGGCUCGGUGAUGCGUAUUGGAUGGAAACACCUGUGUGGAAGACAUGAGGAAAGUUUUCAUCGUUCUGCCUCUUAGAAGGUGAAUCACAGAUUCGCAAUAAUGACCGAUAGCAGCAGCAGUAGCAAUAGUAAUACAAAAAAGGUAUCAUUUUGAUGAUCAUUAUAUGGGCGUCUUAUAUGUAUGACCAUGCGUGGUAGAUGUAGUUUAGCUGAGAUAUGUGCUGAUUAUUGCAGGUUGUUCUUUUUAACAGCAAUUUAUUUGAAGAAUACGUUUGCUUGUACAAAGUAUGAUAGUUUUAGUACGCAUGCGCGUGCUACCAAAAUGCACGUGUUACCAAGGUGCGCGUAUAUGUGUUUGCAUCUGCCUAAGCUGAUACGGAAAUUACCUCCGUAGUGAUUAUACCUUAAAGGAAACGGCCGUUUUUAGGGAUGCUUCGCCAGGGCUAGCAAUCUCUGGCAGCUUUCGGGAGCUAGAAGAACGGAGAAGAGGAGGCUGGGGAACAAAGCAAGUUUCGACGAGAGAGUAUGAUAUGAAUAGUUUCAAAUAUACAGGCAACAUUCGAGGGGCAUAUAAUAGCGGUGAGCACAAAGUUGAACGCGUGCUUAAGAUGGAAAAGGAGAAAUUCGCAGAACGUCGGUUCUAGGGGCAAUGUUAACGUAAUCGUUUUUGUUGUUGUACGUUGAAGACGGCUGUUCUUGCUAAAUCGGGCCAUGUUGAUUAAAUGUGGUUCUGGAUGCACGAUAAAGCAACUAUCUAAGUGACGAUGUUUUAAUUUUUGCGAAAUACUUUUUCUGCUCUGUUCAGAACUGCUAUUAUACUUAAAGCUGGAUUACUAGCCAGGCGAGAUUGGUGGCUGGUCAGAGGUUUUCUUGUCUAGUAGUUUGGGCCACAUUGAACAAGCUAAACUUUCCUUCCGAUCUGGCAAAGCUUUAGAACGAUAGCAUAGCAACGAUCAUCCCACUAAUACGACUCGUGAGGCAAAAAAUGAGACGAUAUCGUGUAAUUACAUAGAUAUAUAUACAACGUAGUUAUAUUGAUACUAAACUUAUUACUUACUAACGAUGAAAGGCGAAAAAAAAAACAAUAAACUAACCGUUCGACAAUGUUUUUGAUAGCGUUUCAAAAGUGGACAUGUGCCGAUUGCCUCUCCUACAUUUAGCUAUUUACUGAUGUUAGCGAUAUUGCCAGUGAACCCUAGACAAAAUAGGACGUAGCCUGGACAUUCGCUUUUGGAGCCAAUUACCGAUAUUUUUUUGCGACUGGGGAAAUCUCACGUUGCCUGCUAUUAAAUAGAGGAAAACUAUCUUCCUCAACUCAACAAUGUACUUCGCUCUCUCUAUAAUGCGGGUCCUACAUGGUCUGCAUUAGCUUAAUACAGUAGAAAUGCCGUUGACUCUCUGCUCUAAUAAUAAUGCUGCUUGAGCGUCUCGAGCUCCACUGUUCAGCGUGUAACGCUGUAAAGCUGACAUCUUUGUAGCUUCUAACGAAAACGAGAUGAAGCGAUAUAUAGAGUGAAACGUUACCCAAUAGAGUUGAGCGGCCUCAAAGUACGGGUAGUUUGAUAAUAUUAUAUACAGGUAUAUCAAAGUUGAGGACGAAGGUAACAGGAGAAGGAGAACGAAGCAAAAGAAAGGUGCGAUUGACCGAGAGGGUCAGCUGGCUGUUAACAUAGUUUUCGUCCAUAACGGCAAAGAGUCUAAUUUAGCAUAGGUAUAGCAUGUCCUCACGUCUUCGACAAGAUUCAAAAGCUAAUGUUGAACGUUCCAUGGGCGUGUGCUAUGACGAUUUGUUCUAUGGCAACGAAUUUAAGUAACCAUAUAUAGUAAUGGUUUAGGUGCUAUGAAAUACGUAGGCUUGACCGCAGCUGUUUAUGUCUAGAUAAGGGUUUCUUGCUGUUUAGAUGUUGUCACAACAACAACAACUCCUAUCUAUGUUGUUCUGUGAUAUUAAUAAGUACCGCAUUGUUUUUUCAACGUUUGUAACCGUGCUACGUACGAUAUAACAUGAGCCUUACAUACGUUUACAAAUAAGCUACUUGUUGCAGCACAGUUGUACGUUGUUAAAGUUGGGUUGCUUGAUGUGAUAACAUCUACACGGUUAUGUUCGCGUGUUUAUUUUUAGCAUAAACAAUUUAACACAAAUCUCUUAGUAAAAAUUACUCUGAUAGGUCGCCGAUCCUGCAGUGUUUCGUGUGAAUUAUUCGAAUUAGUACAAGUGAUCUUUCUGGAAAUGUUUAGGCACGGAGAUAAACAAAAUCGUAUGGCAAGUUUUAAUAGGCUGGGUGUACAGGAGACGAUUUCUAGAAGAUUUGGGUGAAGAUUCCGGCUGGCCCGGUAUCAUGUAUCCACCGCUAAUUCUUUUAAUAUAUUAACGCAAUACUAAUCGAAUAAUCUUACCAAGAUAACAUUUAAGAGUACUGCUAUUAAGGAUGUGAUAGUGAGCCCUCUAUUACGAUUUUAUUAUGACCGAAUAAAAUAAUUUUAAGUGUUCGUUGUCGCUAAACAUUUCGGUUUUGUUA